CUCAUCCCGUCGCGCUUCGUAAAGCGGCAUGACAACCGCGCGUCAGAGAUGCGCGAGUUCAUGGACUAUGUCCAUAGUGCCUUCUACGAGGCGACGGGCUGGAGGCGCGACAACACGUAUGCCGCGCUGAACGCCACCUCGGAUUCGCUCCUCGACUUCCCGACCCCGCGCGGCCUGCGGUUGACGCUGUCCUCGCUCGCGAGCCCUAACUUUGCGACGUCGUACCAGCUCGGCUCGGUGGGCGUCGUUGACGGCUCCAUCUCGUACCUCUUCUCGUCGGUGCCGCUGCGCGUCCUGCUCACGCCGCAGUCGGAGAAGGUGUCGCUGCCGGAGCUGCUGCGCUCGUACCGGCCGCUCUCGCCGCUGCCGCGACCCGCCGCCGACCCGGUUCCGCCGCAGUCGCCUCUCGAUGCGCUGGCCCCGCAGCCGUCGUUGCUCUACGGCCGUCUCUACCUGCCGCAGUCGCAGCUGGAAGCGCUCGUGGUGAGGAGAAUAUCGCCGGCGCUGCAGCUGCAGUUCAGCGCCGUGUCGGCACAGCACCUCCGGGAUGGCGGAACGGCCCUGGGUCUUGCGCAGUACGACACGGGCCGAUACGCGCUGGAAGGUCUCGCCUCGUCGGACGGCGGGUUGCUGGGGUUCCGGGGCAUCUACAACUUUGGAGGCGAUGCCGAGGUUUCCGCGCCUGCCAACAUUGCCGAGGGUAACGGCGGCAGCGAGCGGGAGCGGAUAUAUGGGCGGUUCAGUACGGGCGGCGAGAUCUACUACGGCACGCUCAACAAGUCGGGCGGCGUCAGCCUGGGGGCUCGGUUCGCGACGCUCCCCGCGCACAAGGGCACGCCGCUGUGCGCGACGCUGACGCUGAACCCGCUGAUGGGGAAUAUUGCGGCAAGCUACGCGGUGGUGGCGGGCAGGCACUGCAGCCUGGCGACGCGCAUGGAGUUCAACGUCUUCAGCUACGAGAGCGGGUGGGCUGUAGGAAUGGAGCUCUGGCGUAAGCCGUUCCAACGGCCGGCGCCAGACAAGGACGAGGUCAAGCUCCCGACACGCAGCCUCGAGGCCAAGCUGGAAUGGCGUCUGGACGAGCCGCCGGCGCUGGCCGUUGUGCCGGAGCCGGAACCGGUGCUGGAUCUGAAGACGCCGGUGCCAAGCGCGGUUCCGGGCCAGCCGACGUUGCGACAGGACAGGCCCGCGGGACGCGUACCCGGCGGCGGCAGCGGGACGGAAGAGGAGGAGUACGCCGGGGUGCUCAAGGCGCGGCUGGACCAAAAUCUGCGCAUUGGGGUCCUCUGGGAGGGGCGGGUCAAGUCGCUGCUCUUCAGCCUUGGGAGCGGCAUCGACCUGCGCAAGCUGGACAAGCCGUUCCGGACGCUCGGGCUGGAGAUUCAAUUUUCGUCGUAGCGCGUCGCGCCCGCCCGGAGCAGCCCAGCGACGGACCGGCGGACAAUGGAGAGCAAGUGGCCUAGCGUGAACGGGUUCCUGACACCAGGGGAACAGGGACAUGUUGGCCGAGGGCCGUUGAUGCCCGGCAGCCAGCAAGCAUGACGCUACGUAUGCCGGGUGAUGGAGCGGUGGUGGGGGGAUGGGCAGCUGCGAUGCGACGGCGGGCGGCAUGCUGCGUGCGUUGGGUUGUACGGAUUACAUACUACUGUACUACUACUGCAUACUAAGUCAACUACCUCUAGCCAACGAGAGCUGGAUGGGACACGGGGC
Messenger RNA from Purpureocillium takamizusanense, 1710 nucleotides. It is a transcript of the gene MDM10, whose product is annotated as Mitochondrial distribution and morphology protein 10. The transcript is spliced from 2 exons. Gene Ontology annotation, cellular component: ERMES complex; SAM complex. The record is from RefSeq and is a predicted model, not a curated record. Gene Ontology annotation, biological process: establishment of mitochondrion localization; phospholipid transport; mitochondrial outer membrane translocase complex assembly. Lineage: Eukaryota; Fungi; Ascomycota; Sordariomycetes; Hypocreales; Ophiocordycipitaceae. The coding region runs from base 49 to 1398 and encodes 449 amino acids.